UGUGGAGGACAAAAGUUACGACCUGGACAAGUACACACAAAACACCAACAUAAUCGCGCUUACUCGGCAGGUCCAAAGUUUGGUCUCUGUUUAAGCCGGUUUUGGAUGGCAAAUUUUAGCUGCCACUGUUGGCCACACGAGUCUUGGUUGAGUUGUCGCGUAGGGAGGUUUUGGGUUUUUGUGAAGUUAAGGUUCGGAAAUCGUGGGUGUGAGAAGGGUUUUCUAAUCGGAAGUGGCUAAGGUUUCCAGCUAUGAAAUUCGAUUCCCGGACAUUGGGUCGGUGACAGUUUUCUAGUGCGAUGAAGAGAUCCAAAUUGAUACUGAUUGUGGUGCAAAGAGUGCUCAUCACAUUGACGAUGUUUUUGGCUGCAAUUGUGUUGAUUUACUAUACGGCUGUAACGCCACAGGAACUAUUUAGCCCAUGCAACAGGACGUGCAACAGAGCGGAUUGGCCACGAAUAUGCCGGUACCGUUUGGUAAUAGAAAGGAAACUCUUUCUACCAGUUGCAGAUCAUAAAAAUAUCAUGAACUUUGAUGAAACUUCCAGCAGCAGCAAUCGGAGGUCCCGGUUCGAGGAACAGUACUAUUUUCUCGUCAAUGGGGAACCUAUUGGACCGGUUUUGAAGGUGUGUAAAAACGACUUCAUCAUGGUGGAUGUCGAGAAUCGGGUCCAGGGUUCAAAUUUGGCUCUACAUUGGACCGGGCAAAGUCAGCGGAUGACACCGUUCAUGGAUGGGGUGCCGAUGAUAACCCAGUGCCCCAUUGUUAGUUUCACCACUUUCCAGUACAAAUUCCGGGCAGAUCGAGUGGGCACCCACCUCUACUAUGGAUUCGGGCAGGGGGAACGCCUAGCUGGCCUUGUUGGAGCCCUGAUUGUUCAGUCCAGCUUCGAGCAGAAACAACAUCCGCCGACCCGGGUUUGCCAACGGCCCGAGAAUGACAUCGUGUGGAUUAUAUCCAUUUACGCUGGGCGCUUUCUGCUAAUUAAUGGUCACCGGCAACUGGUUCAGGUGGUCAGGCCGGGCCAAGCUUAUCGCUUCCGGAUGGCAUUUGUGGCAGCGGCGGACUCAUGCGGACUUUGGCUGGAAAUCCAGGGCCACCGGAUGACCAUCGUUGCCCUGGAUGGCCAUUUGGUGGAGCCGCUGACCGUGGACCGGAUCAGCCUCUCGGAUGGGGACCGAAUUGAUUUCAUUCUGUAUGCCGCCGAACGCCGAACAAUUAUGCAGGAUUACGAAAUUCGAUUCGUGACCGGGACGACGACCACCGAAAAUGGGACCUGCUCUUCUUCUGUGGCCGUUGCUAAGCACAAUUUUAGACUGCGAUACGCGGGAAACCGAACAGCUGGCGAUGAGGCAGAUUGGACCGAACAACCGAGUGCUUUAGCUGCCGGUGAAGAUGACGCGCUUUUUGCUGAUGGACCCGUUUCAGUGACAACCCCGAAGGACUCCCCGAAGGAUGAGUUGAUCGAACAACCACCGUACCACAUCCAUUCCGGGUCCAGGUCUGGGUUCCAGCGGACGAUAUUUUCAUCCCGGCUGUUGUUAUCGGAUACGGAAGAUACAACAUUCGAAACAAGUGCUCAAGCUGACGACAGACAGUGGAAGCAGCUAGGGCUCUUGGACGUUCGUGCCAUCUACACCGAUAACGGAAAAGCUGCCCCCGAGAGGAUUCAUUUUCCGGGCACGCUCCGGGAAGGUGUAGACCGAAGGAUUAGUUUGGUGCUUUCCGGGCAGAAAGUUCGACGAAUAGUUUUCGGAGAAAGUUGCGAAGAGUUCAUUUACUCGGUAAAUGGGCUAAGUUUUGCCUUUCCACCGGUCCUGAUGCUGCCAAGUGGCAGCUCGAAUCGCCGGGAGCUGAAUCAAUUCACCUGUAGCAAUAGCAGCGGACAAGAUGGCGAUGGCGGAGGUCCCCGGGAGGAAAAUGGCGGGGACGCGGAGCCAAACCAGAGCUGGGUGCCAAAAAGCUGUCACCCACCGGAUGACAAACCGUGCGAAUGUGUCCACAUUGAGAAUAUCGAAACGGGCCAUCGGGUGGAGCUGGUUCUAAUUAACGCAGAUUCCGGCUCAGACCACACCUACCAUCUCCACGGAUUAUCCUUCUACGUGCUGGGGACAACUUCGUUCGCAGACAACUGGCAAGACGCGCUUCGCUCCGUUAAGCGAAACUUUGUCUUUCCGUUGCUGCGGGAUACAAUCCGGAUUCCAAGCAGGUCGCUGGUAGUGCUUCGAUUCAUUGCCUCCAAUGCCGGUCUCUGGAUGCUGCGGGAUUUGGGUGCGACAGCAGGAGGAUCAACCGAUGGAUGGACUCGUGGGCUGGACGUGCUCCUGAAUGUUGGCUCCGAACGCGCUAGCUUUGACAUUCCGGACGAUUUUCCCACCUGUCGGAGCUUCGUUGGACCAAAGUAUUUCCUUAUUUGAUUUAAAGAAUUGUGAUGGAAUCAAUAUAGAGUUUAUAUUUUUAACAA
Molecule: messenger RNA, 2464 nt
Organism: Uranotaenia lowii
Lineage: Eukaryota; Metazoa; Arthropoda; Insecta; Diptera; Culicidae
Exons: 8
Coding region: 300-2417 (705 amino acids)
Biological process (GO): iron ion transport
Cellular component (GO): plasma membrane
Molecular function (GO): copper ion binding; oxidoreductase activity
Source: RefSeq, a predicted model, not a curated record